AUGGAGGACAGGAGGAUGCUGAGGAGCGGCGUCGGUGCUGAUGCCUCGUCCUUCUUCCUGUUCGAAGCCACGGGGGACUCGGAGGUCGACGGCGGUCACGAGGAGGAGGUUCCGAUGGAAGAGGACGACGCGGCGUCCUGCAGCUGCGACUCGUCCGGCUGGACGGGCGCGGGCGGGGGCGGGGUCGGGGUCGGGGGUUGCGAUGUAGCGGCGUGGCUCGGAGAUGGUCGCGAAGAGGAUGAGGAGGACGAGGAGCUCGACGACGAGCAGAACAGCCGCGCGCACCAGCUUCCGGGAGCGGAGUACAAGUCCCGCGUCUCGGUGGAGUCGACCGGCGAGUUGAUGAACGAGAUGGAGAGGAGCAAGCUGUUUUGGGAGGCUUGCCUGGCUUCUUGA
Rhodamnia argentea is the source of this 396-nucleotide messenger RNA. RefSeq lists its product as uncharacterized. The transcript has a single exon. The record is from RefSeq and is a predicted model, not a curated record. NCBI's taxonomy places the organism in Eukaryota, Viridiplantae, Streptophyta, Magnoliopsida, Myrtales, Myrtaceae. The coding region runs from base 1 to 396 and encodes 131 amino acids.